AUGAGUGAAUCAAUCACUCAAAUUCCUAAUGGGAAUAACGCGUCAAAUAAUAAAAUUCAAAUAAAUUCACCAACAUAUAAACCAAAUUUAAUUACUUCAUUAGAUUGUAAAAUUUUACAAUAUGAAUAUGGAAUUUUUAAAUUGAAAAAAUUUAUAACAUCAAUUAAAAAGUUACAAUCAUUAGAAAAUGAAUUACCAUUAUUACAUUAUAUUGUUUUAUUAUCAGGAAAUACUUUUGCAAUAAAUGAUAAAGCUUUUGAUUCAAAAUUUGAUAAAUUAUCUCAUUUUCAACCUGUUACAAUUAGUACAAUUAAUAUCUCGACAGCGGUAUCUCAUAUUCCAUAUGAUAUACCCGAUUUACCUGUAACUGCAUUAGAUGAUAUGCCAACAAUUGAUACAGCUCGUAAAUGUUUAAAACAAUUGGAAAAUUUAAGUAAUAUUUGUCUUAAUGGUUAUUUGAAAAAAUUAUCACUAGCCAAAAUUGAUAAAACAAAUAGUUUAAAAGAUAUAAAUUUAGAUUCAUAUUAUACAGAAUUAGGUAAAAUUAUAUCCAAUGAAAUUUUCCAUAAUGAUAUUGAUUUAGAAUUAAAUGAUUUAACUUUCCCAAUCAACAAAGAAGAACAACAAAAUCAAAAUUAUCAAGAAGCUUCAUUAAUUGAUAUGGACAUAAAAGAAAUAUUUGUAAUUAUAAGUCAAAUUGAAAAUCUGUUAACUAAACUAAAACCUUUGAUAAAUCAGUUGAAAAAACCAGACUCCUCAAAAGAUUCAUAUGCAAUUCAUAAAGUAUUUUUAAUCACUCAAAGAUUAAAUGAAAUUUAUACAAUAAUUAGAAGAUUUGGUAGAAAAAUAUAUCUAUCUAACCACCAACAUUUACUUGAUUCAAAAUUUUUAUUUCAUUCACCAAAUUCUGCAUUUUUUAAAACCACAGUAUUAAAAAAUAUGGAUGAAUAUUAUAAUUCAAUGAAAAAAAAUGGUACAUUAAUUGCAAAUAUAACAAGAUUAAUACGUCAAGAUUCAAAAUUUGAAAUAAAUAAUAAGAAUAUUUUAAAUCAUAUAAAUUUUGCAAGUCAAGGUUUAAAUAUUAUUGAGAAAUCCUUAUCAAUUUUAAAAGAAUUCGGUAUAAAUUGGAUUGUCUCAGAAAGAAAAUUUAGAAGUAUUUAUCAUUUACCAAUGUCAAAUUUGGAUAAAAUUUAUAAUUCAAUACCUGAAGUACAACAACAACAACAACAGCAACAACAACAGCAGCAACAACUACAAGCCAAAAAAUCAAAUGGAACGCUAAAUAGUCAAUUAAAAAAAUUGGAUGUUAAUGAAACCGUAAGACGAUCAAGAUCUUCUUCAACUUCAAGCGUAAGUAGUAACAAUAGUAAUUCAUCAUCAGGUUUAUUAAGAAAAAACUCAAUAACAUCACCAAAUAAAGCCUCACCAAGACCUAGACCUAACUCAAUGCUAUUUAUGCAACAACAACAACAACAACCACUGACCAGUUCAGCCGAUAAUAAUGACUCCAAAAUAUCCAACGGUAAAGCCACACAACCGAUUACUUCACCACAAGGUCGUAAAAGAUCAGAUUCUCAACCUUCCAUAAAUGAAGCAAUUGCAACUUCAGGAGCAGCUGCUGCAUUAUCUAAAAGUGGACUCAAAUCAAAUUCAUCUCCUCAAAAAUCACUGACAACUACCGAACCUACAAAUCAACAAUCUGAAGAAAAAUCAAAGUCAAAGGAACAAUCUGUAAAUCCAACAAGUAACUUGACCAAAAAAUUGUUGGCUGUUGAAGAAGAAGAAGUUGUUGAUGUAACACCAGUAAAUUCAAAAUUAUCGGCUUCACAAAGAUUUCAAGAACAUGUUAGAACUGCAGCCAAAUCUGGUGAUUUAGUCACUCAACAAAAGGAAACUUUAACUACAGUGACUUACGAUCCGAAUCAUCCUAAUAAAAUACAAAGAAGAAGAUAUAUUGAUGCUCCAAAACAGAAUGAUCAAGUAAAAUCACAACAACCACCACAACAAACUUCACCAUUAAAUAAUUACGGUCAACCAAUAAGAAGAACAAGAGAUUCUGUAACAAGACAAAAUACUCAACGUAAUAGCCAUAUCCCAGAUGACAUAGCAUCAACUUCAACAACUUCCUCAUCAACUUUAAGUGGUACACCAGAACCACAAGUUCAAGAACAAGCUUCAACAAAUCAAUCACAAAAUGGAACAGAACCAAAACCAACAACUACAAUUUCAAACUUAUCUGAUUCAGAUGAUACAACGGCAACAAUAGAAGUAACAUCAACAAUAAUCAAAAAAGUCAGAUUUAUUGGUGUCCCAGAGUAUAAUGAAGCAGAAGAUGCACCAACGAAAUAUUCUCAUGCAAUAUUAAGAAAUUUUGCAGUAUUCAGAUCACCUUCCAAAAUUGCAAAACAAUAUUACGCCAAGAGUGAUCAAUUUUUAAAAGAAGAAAGUAUGUCAUUUAAAGCGAAUCAAGUUUUAGAAGAAAAUAAUACCACCAAUAAUCAAAACAACAAUAUUAAUGUUGCAAAUCCAGCCGCUAUUGCUGCCAUAAGUCCAGCCGAUUAUAUACAACCGAAACCUAAAGGCAGAUUAUCUAAAUUUAGUUUCAAACUGCUGUAA
Molecule: messenger RNA, 2616 nt
Organism: Lodderomyces jiufengensis
Lineage: Eukaryota; Fungi; Ascomycota; Pichiomycetes; Serinales; Debaryomycetaceae
Product: protein phosphatase regulator
Exons: 1
Coding region: 1-2616 (871 amino acids)
Cellular component (GO): cytoplasm
Molecular function (GO): protein phosphatase regulator activity; protein phosphatase 1 binding
Source: RefSeq, a predicted model, not a curated record